This is a messenger RNA of Nannizzia gypsea CBS 118893, 6357 nucleotides long. RefSeq names its product DNA repair protein rad8. Lineage: Eukaryota; Fungi; Ascomycota; Eurotiomycetes; Onygenales; Arthrodermataceae. Gene Ontology annotation, molecular function: methyltransferase activity; ATP-dependent chromatin remodeler activity; ATP binding. Bases 1 to 6357 code for a protein of 2118 amino acids. The record is from RefSeq and is a predicted model, not a curated record. The transcript has 7 exons.
AUGGAGGAAUGCCGUCCCCUGAGCGAGACAGAUGCGUCAAACUCGAUAUCUUCUGUGUCAAACAGCGGCAUCACCUCGCCCAGGACCUCUGAUACGGAUGUUGAAUCACUCUCCAACGCGUCAAUCGAUUUUCGCACGGACGAGAAAUACGUUCAAACUCCUCCUGCAGUCCCUGAAGCGGUAUCAGACGAGGUCAGAGCUUUGCUGAUAUCAGUGCCCCCAGAGAUACUCAGAGGGAAGUAUACGGCAUUGCCUGGUGAACGGCCAAAGCCAGGGCUUGAUAGAUCUCUUCCACCAAUACACAAAAUCGAAGACAUUUUCGAGGACCUCACCGCCCAGGCUCUCAAGAAUGGUUUUGACUCCUUCCUGGAUCAUAUCGGCGCCCGCGAACUACGCGUGGCUACUAUGUGCUCAGGUACUGAGUCGCCUCUCUUGGCCUUGGAAAUGAUACGAAACAGCCUUCGAGAGCUUACUGGAAGAACAUUCCGCCUCCACCAUCUGUUUAGUGCUGAGAUAGAUGCAUUUAAACAAUCAUAUAUACAGAGGAAUUUUUCACCUGAAAUCAUUUUCAGAGAUGUCAAUGAACUGGUUGCAGAAGAGGCAACUACCGCAUUCGGAUCAGUGAGAAGGGUACCAACAGAUCCCGAUCUCCUAGUGGUUGGUUUCUCUUGUGUUGAUUUUUCUGCUCUCAACUUUUAUCGGAAAACACUCGAGGAGAUGGGAGAAUCUGGCCACACCUUUUAUGGAGUCAUUCGGUAUAUGCAGCGAUGUCGACCAGCAUUAGUUGUCCUAGAAAAUGUUUGCUCUGCCCCCUGGGAGCAGAUCAAGACCAUCUUGCAGGAAAUUGACUACAAUGGCUACCACAUGAAAAUUGAUUCCAAAAACUACUAUCUUCCGCAGACCCGGGAAAGAGGGUAUAUGAUUUGCAUUGAUCAGAGAAAGAUGGUGACAGAGCCUGUGGGUGAGGCGAAGUCAAAGAAGCUAUCCGCCUUUGCACUGUUGAUGAAGAAAUUGGAACGACCGGCAAGCUCACCAGUAACCCAGUUUCUUUUAUCCCACGAUGAUAUCCGCCUCCAAGAUGCAAUCAACGAUAUUUCAAUCAAUUCUACUAAGGACCGUCAAGCAGUGGAUUGGACAAGAUACAAAGCGCGUCAUCUUGGGUAUAGAAUGCGAGAAGGUCUCGGGGACAAGCGACCUUUGACUAAAUGGCAAGACAAUGGCACAUGUCAAAUGCCAGACUUCUAUUGGCACGGAUGGAGCAGAACCCAGACUGAGCGAGUUUGGGAUACUCUUGACGUGAAUUUCCUACGGACCAUUGCACGGGGAUAUGACAUCAACUUUAAAUCGCGAGUUAUUGACCUCUCUCAGGGUCUUGAUCGAGAGUUAGACCAGAGAGCUUCCGGUGUUGCCGGCUGCUUAACCCCCCGCGGACAGCAUUUCAUUACUUCUAGAGGUGGCCCUCUUCUGGGAAUUGAAGCUCUCGCCCUUCAGGGAAUUCCAAUCGACAGACUUCUGAUAGGUAACGAUGGACAACGCGAUUUGCAUGAUUUGGCAGGAAAUGCAAUGACCUCAACAGUAGUGGGAGCUGCCAUUAUCACGGCCCUAACGCUUGGGUAUCAAGCCUUGCCACUCUCAACUGCCCAUUAUGACGAUUCUGAUUCUGAGGCCGUUGCCCAACAUUAUUCAAUCGCACCAUGUCAUACUAUGGUACCGCUUUUAGCGAAGACAACAGGCGAAAAUGAUAUCUCAGUGGGGGAAUUAUACCAACUUGGCAUCAGAACUGCGCGUCUUUGCUACUGUGACGGUCAGACAGGGACAAGAUCAGAUAUUAUUCUGGCCUGCAGACAUUGUGGGCAUACAGCAUGCUCAAAAUGCGGAAAGAAUCCUACACACUCCUACAGAUGUGUAGAGCCGGAUGAGUUGGAGCAGCGUCUACCCCCGGUAGAGUUCCAGACGCAAGUCAAAACCAGGCUGCCCAUGCGCCUCCAAGUCAGUGGUUUAAAUGUUGACGUGUUUCAGGGAUUUCGAGAGGCAGCUGCGCCGUCACACAUUAACGAUGCUUGGGAUACCUUCAUAGACACAAUUAGACAUUCUCUUAGUGAUGUCCUGAAGUUUCAAGGUGUAGUGAGGCAAAAUGGCUGGAUCAUUGCUUACGAAGGCGAAAAGCUGUUUCUCAAACUAAGCUGCACGUCUCUCGGUCUUCAAUGGCUGCUCUAUGCCAUACCCCAAAAAAUAGAGCCAAGCAACUCACCUCUUCGACAAAUGCUAUCCCGGCCUAUUGCUAAAAUGACACCAAAGGCCACGAGCUUACUUGAGGGGACAUGGCUAGUUGGAUCACCAGUCAGCUCCCAGUUCGAUCUUUUAAUAACAGGGGGUGGUCAGUUAGUUGACUCUCUCCCAGCUCGAUCUGGCCUACAACACCCGAACUUUCGGAACCUGAAAACAUGGUCGAUUCUUCAUAUAGAUGCAAAGGAUGAGGACAUGAAGAAUUUGGAGACCGAUAUCCGUGGAGCCUACGAACUGCUGCCGGAUUGUUGUGCUGCCAGCGGAAGUUUGAGGAAACGCGUGCAUUCCUCAGGCAGUUCCCUGUAUUUAUUUUUGGACCCUACAGAGGUUGGACCUCAUCAGUUGGAUUCUUGGGUUUUCUCACUUGAACAUGAACGCCUUCAUUUUGGACAGACACGCAAUACACUAGCCGAAAUUCGGCCGAAUUGGAACCCGCUAUACCUCAACCAUGAGCAAGACGUUGUUCCAUGUUGGUACCGGAAGUGGAGGGAAUUUGCGAGUGUUACUUUGAAUGUUUACCAAACAUCUCCACCUCCCCAAUAUUCUAUACCAAGGCCUUUGGGGAUUUCUGCUUCUUGCAGUGUCACUUGUGACAGCUCUUAUUCCACUAUACUUCAAUGUUCAGUUCCAGCAGACUUAACCGAUUUGGAAUUAAUACCUGGAACGGUGAAGACAGAAAAUUUGUCAGAAUCCAUUUCUAUGCUCAAGAAGUUUGCGUGGGUUUUGCAAAGUGCAAUUGGUAUUACGCAAUUUGAGAGGUGGGAGACUAUUCAAAGCUCUUGUCUUAGUUUUGACCUAUCCUGUUCAACAUGCGCUCCUACCAAGCCUCGUCUAGCUUGGGCCCUAGAUGAAAAAGAUCGUGUAUACGCAUAUGAGAAUCCGGAGGAUGCUGCCGCUUUUGAGAGAAGCAUAAAGAGCCGACCUGCGCCAUUCCUGGGUAUUACUACUCUUGAUGAAAAUUUGAUUCUUCAUCUUCGGGUUUGCCUAAAUGUCUUAAGCCUUCUUCAUAGGGCAGUCGGUAACCUGGGUGUCAGAGAUAACGUAUCUUUGCAAUGGCGGCUAUGUAUUGAUACAGCAGGAUUCAUUCCGCGUCGACUACCAAAACUUUUAGAGAGAAACAACAAAUUGGAUAUACCCUGCUGCCAACCUCCAAACUUUAGGCAGUACUCUCUACGGCUAGAACAGCUACGUUCGCUUCAAUGGAUGUGUGAUCAAGAGAGUGAUGGCGCUCCAGCCUUUGUGGAAGAGGAAGUGGUCGAAGCACUUUUACCUACCAUCAACUGGAGGGCAGAAGGGAAAGCAUCAACAGAGAAGAUGGUCCUCGGAGGGAUUCUUGGAGACGAAGUUGGGUAUGGGAAGACUGCAAUAUCACUUGGGCUUAUUGACAUACAAUACAUCAAAGAUAGCGCUAGUGUUCCAAUGUCCGUCAAGGGCCAGAUUCCAAUCAAGGCAACCAUGAUAUUGGUUCCUGGCCACCUUUUUGACCAAUGGAAGCGGGAAAUACACAAAUUUUUGGGGGAUAACUACAGGAUUCUAGAAGUUAAGACGAACUCUUCGCAUGGUUCUACAACCAUACGGGAUUUUGAGAAAGCUGAUAUUGUCUUGGUAUCUACUUCAAUCCUGAAGGGAACAGCUUACUAUACCAUGAUGGAGUGUUUUGCUGCUGCCCCUAAGAUACCCAAGGGGGAGGGGCGUAUUUUUGUUGAAUGGCUCCAGGAUGCUCUUAGCUCAUUAUCCGAACAAGUGGAUCGACUUCUUACUUCAGGGGCUCAAUCAGUCUUGAAAAACAUCCAUGCUAGAAAAGAAGAACUUCGGCAAGGGGAUGGUCUGUCGAAGUACAAGCCUUCAAAGCGUUUGAAGGGACAAAAAUUUCAAGAGCAUCUUCUAAAGAUGCGUCAAACUGCUAUUUCUAAUAUUCAGGAAACAGCUGCAAAAAACACAGAGAAUGGAAAUUUUGAUUCCAUUGAUUCAAUUAUUGAACUAGGCAAAAGAAAGCGAGAGGUUUCUCCAGUUAGCCUAGGAACAGAGACACGGUUGGAUUCUAGAAAGUCAAAGAAAGGUUCCCAAGCCUGCAAAGAUGGAGGAAAUGUUUCCGUUGAAAUCUUCGACCUUUGUAAGUCAACUACUGACUGGAGAAGCGUUCGCUCCCCAUUGCUGCAUAUGUUUGAGUUCAACAGAGUUAUCAUCGAUGAGUUCACAUAUUCGAAAGACAGAAACUAUGCUGCCGCCCUGGCCAUACCAUCCAGGAAAAAAUGGAUUCUGUCCGGAACUCCUCCGCUCAACAACUUUGCUGAUGUUAAGUCUUUCUCCCCUUUCCUUGGUAUUAACCUAGGUAUUGAUGAAGAUGAUGGCCGGAAAGUCGAGAAUGAAAGAUUGCGGGCUAUCCAACGCGAUAGAACAGAGGUGGAACAAUUUCAGCCUUUAGUGACCCGGCGAAGCACCGCAUGGCAUGAGAGGCGCCAUGAAAUCGCUCAGGGAUUUCUAAACAAGUUUAUGAGAAAGAACAUGCCUGAUAUAGAUGAUAUCCCCUGGACUGAGCAUAUUAUUAGUAUAUCCCUGUCAGCAGCUGAACGUGCAGUUUACCUUGAGCUUUUUAUGCAAUUGAUGUCGCAAAACCUGAGAUUGAGAAAACAUGGACGCGGGCUAUACGACUCCGAAGAAAUAGCUCGCCUAGAUGCAAUUAUUGGAAAUAGCAGCGGCCCGGAAGAAGCUUUGUGUAAACGCUGCUCCUUGUUUACAUACAGUGAUGCUACUUCUCAUACUCGCACCGCGUUACCAGAGAAACCAAAUGAGAAGAAACCACUGGAUGACAACCCUCUCGUUACAACUAGACGCAAGCAAAUUGGCAGUCUCGCAGCCGAUAUUGAGUCCAGAGCGAGAAGAGGACUAUGGCUUCAUAAGCAACUGGAUGAAGGGACAGCACAUUUUGAUAGACUAUUGGAAAGUGUUGAACAGGACAGGUUUGGGGAUCUACUGGUUACUGCUGGUAUCAAAAUGCUUUUCAAAAGGGCCAAAUCAAGAUCUGGUCCCGGUGAUGGUAGCAUUUUUUACCUUACGACACAAGAAAAAAAGCGGAACCCAGACAAUCCAAGGCCUGAAUUCCCCAAAAAUCAAACAGAACUUAUCAGUGAUCUUAAUUACUGCACAGACAGUUUGCGUCGCCUUGUUUAUGAAACAAUAGCGCACACACGAGCCCUACGUCUAUAUCAUGCUGUACGAUGUUUUCAAAACCCACCUCCUAAUGCUAAGUUCAUUUGCUACAGUUGCAGUGUGGAGAGAGAAGACCCUAGGAUGCUCACUAUUUUAGGGGAAUGCGGUCAUAGCACCUGUGAAUCUUGUAUUGAGCGUUGCAAGCUCCAUGAAAGAUGUUUACUAGAGGGUUGUGGCGGAACAGUUCAAGAGUACCGAAUUAUCAGAUGGACUGACCUAUGCCACUCUGAGUGCAAUACUUCUACAGAGAAGUUGGCAAAAUAUGGUGGCUCAAAGUUCACAGCAGUUAUUGAUUUGCUGCAGGAGCCCGAGAAGAUCCCUAUGGAUGACCAAGUUUUGCUCUUCAUUCAGUUCCCCGAGUUGAUGGAUGCUGCUUCAAAGGCACUGGGGUCUGCAGGUAUACCAUACAUAGUCGUUCAGCCCGGAGACCGCGCUCCAGCCAGCAAAAUAUCUGAAUUUCAGAAUGGCAAGGAAUCUGUCAAAAGCAAAGUUUUGAUAUUGAAUCUUGGAGAUGUCACUGCAUCAGGGUUGAACCUACAAAAUGCAAAUCACAUCAUAUUUUUUGGUCCUUUGGUUGCCCAAUCACAGUAUGAUUAUGAUUCUGGGAUGGCUCAGGCAAUUGGACGCUCACGACGGUAUGGUCAAUUAAAACAUGUCCAUAUUUACCAUGUUUUGGCUCUCAAAACGGUUGAAGUAAACAUUUUUGAGCAGCGCAGAAGACAAUACCUUGCGAAGAGAGGGGAUAGAUUUAUCACAGUACAAAAGAGCGAGAUCAGAGACAUGGACGAAGUUGACUGGAGAGGAUUUCCGUUGGAAGGAUCAAAUGCUGAAAGCUAUCAGGAUGAUUUUGACGAUAAGUAG